Molecule: messenger RNA, 3048 nt
Organism: Pecten maximus
Lineage: Eukaryota; Metazoa; Mollusca; Bivalvia; Pectinida; Pectinidae
Product: WASH complex subunit 1-like
Exons: 4
Coding region: 209-1672 (487 amino acids)
Biological process (GO): Arp2/3 complex-mediated actin nucleation; retrograde transport, endosome to Golgi; exocytosis
Cellular component (GO): early endosome; WASH complex; recycling endosome
Molecular function (GO): alpha-tubulin binding; gamma-tubulin binding
Source: RefSeq, a predicted model, not a curated record
AACGGAAACGGACUAGGAACAACAACAUAAUAAUGACUGCUCCCUUAGAAGCGGAAGUGAUAUCGUCCCACUUACUAAGAAGUAUUGACGAAGGGAACAUCUAUUGCUGAACUUAAUACAUAUCUACAUGGCACUGGACAUUCGCUAGUUCCGGAAAGAAGGAACAAAAUUUAACCUACAAACUUGGUGUAACAUAUAAGGAAUCUAGAUGCCAGGAGUCAUGUCGUUACAGUCGUGCAAUGUUCCGGGAAUCCCCCCAGACUUACGCCGCGACGAAACUGUUCACCAGAUAGCCGACUCUUUAGAUUAUCUUGACAAGGUUGCCAGUGAAAUCUUCCAAAGAAUCAACACCAGAGUGAACGAUCAUCGUACAAGACUUCAGAAAGUAAAUGAUCGACUUAGUUUAGCUCAGGCCAAAGUAGAUAAAAUCAAGGGAAGUAACAAAGCUACGAAAGUCUUCGCCCCGUCUAAAUAUCCCGCUGCUGCAACUACAGAAGAACAUCAGAUGUUGUUCCCCACUAGCUCCACCAAUGGGAUCUCCCAUGUUAAACGGCCACACUAUCAUGUUCAGCAGAAACAUAAGACUCUUGAUGACAAAGCUCUCAAGGACAAGCUGCAGUUCUACAUGGUCCACCUCAAUAUCAAGAAGAAGGAGGGAGAAAAACAACAGGAGGGACUCGGAGGACUUCCAAAGUCUGUGGAGUCCGUCAGUUCGCUGCUGCUCUUCAACACAUCAGAAAACUUGUAUAAGAAGUAUGUGAUGCUGGAUCCCCUUGGGGUGGUGACAAAGACAAGGACUGCUAUUGAGGAGGAGGAAGAACUAGCUGAAGCACCUCUCACAAUCGCUCAGCGAGAAGAAUUGCAGCGCCAACAAGCUGACAGCUACUUCUAUAUCCCCCACAUCGGGGAUGUACCUGAAAUUGCUGUCCCUUCAUCGUUACCUGACCUUCCAGGUGUUGCCGAUGACUUGUGCUACAUUGCGGAUCAGAUUCCCUCUAUAGCACCGUCAGUUAUGGGAGGAAAUAUGCCAGAUCUUCCAUCGGUUAUACCAGAGGCUGAGGUCCCAAAUGUUACAGAUAUGGCAGCACCCCCAGGAGACAGUGCUCCUCCACCCCCACCCCCACCCCCAGCUGGGCCCCCACCACCAGCACCACCUCCUCCUCCUGGGCCUCCAGCUCCCCCUCCUCCAGGGGCACCUCCCCCACCUCCACCUCCUCCUCCACCUGCAGAGGCCCCCACAGGUCCACCCACUGCGGUCCCCGAGGGAGUCCCAGAAGUAGUGGCUGAUGCUGGUGACGGCCGCUCCAGUCUCAUGGAUGCCAUUAGGAAAGCAGGUGGGUCAGGGAAGGCAGGGCUGAAAAGCGGAAAAGAUAGAAAGGUAGAGAAAAAGAAGAAGCAAAAGGAAGAGAAGGAAGACAAGGGAGGAGGAGGUGGUGGAGGAGGAGGAGGCGACCUUAUGUCUGACCUCUUCAGCAGGCUCCAGAUGAGGCGGAAGGGUAUCUCCGGUGAAAAGACAUCCGGAGGUGGGGACAAGUCCAGUGGUAAUGAUUCUAAAUCAGGUGGUAGUGGUGGAGCUAUGGAUAAAAUAUCUUCUAUGAUCCCUCCACCUCCCAAACCACAGGGGGAAGACACGGAGGAACACGAUGAUGAUGAUGAUGAUUGGGAUGAUUAAGAACCCAACCCACUCUAAAAUCAAAAUGUGCAACAAUUCAUUGUAGACCAUGAUAGGUCAACAUUAGACAAAAAAAACCUCUUUGGGAUAUGUUUAAAAUAUUCUUGGCAAGUCAUGAUCACUUAUCAUGUAUUAGUUCACUUUUUAUAGUUUCAUUUGAUUUUCAUUUCCAUUUCAUUGAUUAUGGCGCAAAAUAGCAAAAAAAUCUAUAACUUGAUUGAAAAAUACAAGAAAAUUGUUUCAAACUUUUGUCAUUCUUAUAUACAUUAAUUGUUUAUCCCACUUUUCACCCAAUACUUAUGCAUCCUGUGCAACAAGUUGAACAAUCAUUUUAAGACAAACAUUCACCAUGCGUGAAGAUGAACAAAAACUUCUGUAUUUAUCCAGCAAUGGAGCCUGGUAAUAAGCCAACCCACAUCUAUUGUGGUUGGUAGAAGUGCUACACACAUAUACAUAUACAUGUAUUUCAUUUUUCUGCAAUUAGCCUAUCCCUAGCUUGUAUCAAAGUUUAUUUAUUGGUCCCCUGUGCUUAUUACUGGAUAAAAAUAAAGUAAGAAUGAUUUUGUAUGAAAGUGUAUGAACCUGAUGAUGCUUAAUGUAGCAUAAAACUGUGACUGUACUGUGUAUAUGAACUAUCUGUAUGUGUAUGGGACCAAACAUGGCUGGCUGAAUCCUAGCCACAGACAUGACGAAGACCAGUAUGGACAUUAUAUCAUGUGAUACUUUACAGGUUGUUACUGGAACUAUUAUUUCCACUGUUAGUCUUGUCUAAAAGUUUACGAUGUGAUUUAUAUGGUCUGUUUAUAAGGCUGCAGUCACAAUCUCUCUAAAACUUUCUUUUUGAUGUGCAAUCUUGAGUAAGGUAAUUCUCCACCAUGGAGUCGAGGUAGACCAGAGUGGAAUUAUGCCAAUGGAUUGUGGAACUUGUCAUUCUCCACGCGACCUGUAGUGUAAUAUUUAUAUGAACAACUAAUGACAUUUUCCAACAGUAUCGGGGUCUGUAGAAUCUGAAUGAUUCCGACUAUCUGCUUUGAUAUAUUAUAGGUAGUGGAUGAAGUCAUCCUCUACUCACUGUAUCAUUCGGCCAAUAGAAUCAUGGAUAGAGCUACACAAAUAGUGGAAAUGUGACACCUACUCCUGUAGCCAAUUAAUGUUUUCCAAAGUAAUUAUAUAUUAGGAGGGAUUUGAUCAGGUAAAAAUUCUACGUACAUAAUGUUGAUAAUUAUAUUAUAACUAUGUAAUGAGUGUUUACAUACGAAUUAAAAGUUUGUUGUAUGUUGUAUUGAAGCAUUGUUAUUGAUUCUAUUUGAUUAUUACCAAAGUUUAUGGAGAUAAAUAUCAUCUACAGAAAUAGAAAUAAAAAAUAUUUAUAUUUA